Messenger RNA from Fusarium tjaetaba, 1002 nucleotides. RefSeq names its product endoglucanase 3 precursor. The transcript is spliced from 3 exons. NCBI's taxonomy places the organism in Eukaryota, Fungi, Ascomycota, Sordariomycetes, Hypocreales, Nectriaceae. Gene Ontology annotation, molecular function: hydrolase activity, hydrolyzing O-glycosyl compounds. The record is from RefSeq and is a predicted model, not a curated record. The coding region runs from base 1 to 1002 and encodes 333 amino acids. Gene Ontology annotation, biological process: glucan catabolic process.
AUGCGGUUCACAGAUUUCCUUCUCGCAAGUGCUGGCGCUUCCCUUGCUCUGGCUGCUCCUCAUACUACGAGGGCCAAGGGCAAGUUCCUCUUCACUGGUUCCAAUGAGUCUGGUGGUGAGUUUGGUGAGGGUAACCUCCCUGGAACGCUCAACAAGGACUACAUCUGGCCUACCACGAGCUCCAUCGAUACCCUCGCUAUCACUGGUAUGAACACCUUCCGUGUCGGUUUCCGCAUGGAGCGAGUUACUCCCAGUGGUAUCACUGGUGCCAUUGAUGAGGCCUACUUCAAGGGUCUCCAGGACACUGUCAACCACAUCACGAGCAAAGGCCACUAUGCCGUUAUUGACCCUCACAACUACGGCCGCUUCAACGGUAACAUCAUCAAGAGCUCUGACUUUAGCGUCUGGUGGCAAAAGGUAGCCAAGCGUUUCGCCAGCAACAAGCUCGUUAUCUUUGAUACCAACAACGAGUACCACGACAUGGACAACUCUGUCGUCGCUGCUCUCAACCAAGCCGCCGUCGACGCCAUCCGCAAGGCCGGCGCAACCUCCCAGUACAUCUUUGUGGAGGGUAACGCCUACACCGGAGCCUGGAGCUGGGUUUCCAGCGGCAACGGCGCUGCUAUGAAGGAUCUCAAGGAUCCUCAGAACAAGAUCAUCUACGAGAUGCACCAGUACCUCGACUCUGACUCCUCUGGUACCUCUGAGACUUGCGUUAGCUCUACUAUUGGUGCUGAGCGCCUCAAGGCUGCUACCCAGUGGCUCAAGGCCAACAAGAAGAAGGGUAUUCUUGGUGAGACUGCUGGCGGAGCUAACGCCCAGUGCAUUGCUGCGCUCAAGGGCGAGUUGCAGCACUUGCUUGACAACUCUGAUGUCUGGACUGGUUGGUUGUACUGGGCUGCUGGCCCUUGGUGGGGUGACUACAUGUUCAGCAUGGAGCCUACUACUGGCACUGCCUACAAGAAGGUUCUUCCUCAGAUCAAGCAGUUCAUUGGUGCUUAA